AAAAAAAAAGGAAAGAAAAGAAAAAACGAGUUGACGGACUUUAAUCCGUGCUUCUUUCCACUCACCACCUCGUCGAAGAGGAGAUCCGGAACCCUAGAGCACCGAUCAAAAGGAUUCGAACGAAAAGAAAUGUCAUUCACCAUGGAUUCUGGUGCUCGACGAAGCAGAGGUGGCCUCCUUGAAAGUCUGUACAAGGUGAUUAUGCGCCGGAACUCUGUCUAUGUGACCUUUAUCAUUGCCGGCGCUUUCCUCGGAGAACGGGCUGUGGAUUACGGAGUUCACAAGCUCUGGGAGUACAAUAACGUUGGGAAACGAUAUGAAGACAUUCCUGUGUUGGGGCAAAGGCAAUCAGAGGAGUGAUUUAUUCGACCAUCUUGUUGGUCUUCCGUGAGUUUAAUACUUCGAAAUUUCGGUGUAAACAUCAAGAGUUAUAUAGCAAUUUCCAUUUUUUCAAUAAGGGUUAUAUGCUUGGGUGUGGUCUUGGCUGGUAAGUCAUGGAGAUGCUGGAUCUAAGAACACUGAACCAGUAAUUAACAGACUUCUGUAUUUGCUGAAAGGACUUCUCCGUGAAUCUUGAAUUAUGAAAUUAACCAGCUCACUUUCAGAAA
Prosopis cineraria is the source of this 608-nucleotide messenger RNA. Its product is annotated as cytochrome b-c1 complex subunit 9, mitochondrial-like. The transcript is spliced from 3 exons. The record is from RefSeq and is a predicted model, not a curated record. Bases 130 to 360 code for a protein of 76 amino acids. NCBI's taxonomy places the organism in Eukaryota, Viridiplantae, Streptophyta, Magnoliopsida, Fabales, Fabaceae. Gene Ontology annotation, biological process: mitochondrial electron transport, ubiquinol to cytochrome c.